UAGGAGGAUUAUGCUUAAAACACUUCCCUUUGCAAGGAAAUUCAUAAUAUCGAGUUGACCCCUAUCUCCAGGGAAACUACAAAAAAGCAUAAUAAAGAAAAACCAAACCGACUUAUUAGCUCAACACUUUUGUAGAUGAACUAUACGUUGGAGCUAAAGGAACAGCUUCAGGUUGGGGUACGUUGAGAGAAGAUGGAAAACCUUCGUGCAUCCUCCAGAAGGUAGACGUUCCUGUUAUGAGUAACAAAGACUGCAGAAAUACAAACUAUUCGUCCAAAAUGAUAUCAGAUAACAUGUUGUGUGCUGGGUAUCCAGAUACAGGGAAAAAAGAUUCGUGUCAGGGUGACAGUGGAGGACCCUUAGUGACAAAGAAACGCAAUUCCAGUAGAUAUGAAGUUAUAGGUAUCGUGUCAUGGGGCAACGGAUGUGCUAGGCCAGGUUAUCCAGGUGUCUAUACCAGAGUGACACAGUACCUUGACUGGAUCAAGCAACACGCCGCAGAUGGAUGUUUCUGUGAAGACUGAAAUUGUAACACAACAAAAAUGUAGAGCAAGCGUUCAGAGAGGCGAUCGCUUGUCAUUGGCAACAAUUAGUUUCUAAGCUUCAAACAUUGACCUAUGAUGAACUUUAAAAAAAUGCUCAGGUCCUGUCAAGUUAUAAUAAAUGCC
Messenger RNA from Acanthoscelides obtectus, 668 nucleotides. Lineage: Eukaryota; Metazoa; Arthropoda; Insecta; Coleoptera; Chrysomelidae. The record is from the annotation of a GenBank genome assembly.